UGUAGCUUCAAGUUGAGUGGGCUGCACCUGCCUAAUGUUUGAUACAAAGGCUGACAGAAGCUCCCAAUGAUGCAACAGGAAGUCACAAUCUUCAGUACGCCAGGCAAACCCGGACAGAUCCCUGGCCUUUUAAUGCCCGUCUCCUCACUUGCACACAAACUCUUCUUCCUCUUCUCACUACCACCACUACCACCAAGCGCAGCGCAACUCGCAGACUCCAGGCAAUCUUUUGGCCGCCAUUUUUUGGGUAUCGUCUCUCUAUUUGUCUUGCGGUUCGCAGUAUUAUGUCAUCUCUUCUCUUCUGCCCUCUUUCUUCGUGUUGAUACACUUCAAGCGUUUUUUGGAAGCAAGGAAAUCUUGCACGGAAACAAAGAAAACAACCCCAGAUACAAAUCCCCUUCCGCGAUACCACUCUGGACAGCAUACCCGAGCCAGUCACAUCAACUCACGCUGGAUUUGCCUGGUCAUUCUGUCGCCAACUCUUUUCCCGCUCGUCCCAGCGGAACAGACCGGCCCAUUCUUGUUCGAAAUAACCGAGUCCGUUGACGAAACCAACGAAUACCCAGAUUUAGCUUGAAGGACAAACACCGGGUUGUCUUCCCAGUCCACGACACCAACGUAAUAUUGCUG
Molecule: messenger RNA, 630 nt
Organism: Neurospora tetraspora
Lineage: Eukaryota; Fungi; Ascomycota; Sordariomycetes; Sordariales; Sordariaceae
Exons: 2
Coding region: 67-546 (159 amino acids)
Source: RefSeq, a predicted model, not a curated record